Pristis pectinata (smalltooth sawfish) is the source of this 3948-nucleotide messenger RNA. Its product is annotated as zinc-binding protein A33-like. Gene Ontology annotation, biological process: protein ubiquitination. Bases 2411 to 3841 code for a protein of 476 amino acids. The transcript is spliced from 7 exons. Lineage: Eukaryota; Metazoa; Chordata; Chondrichthyes; Rhinopristiformes; Pristidae. Gene Ontology annotation, molecular function: protein binding; zinc ion binding; ubiquitin-protein transferase activity. The record is from RefSeq and is a predicted model, not a curated record.
GUGUGUGUGGCAAAGUCCCAAACUCCAAGUCCAGGAAUGGUUCUUAAAGUUCAGUUCCGCAAGCCACAAAGUGAAACAUGAGCAAAGGCUUUUUCAACAACCACCGUUGUCUGAAGAUAAGACGUAGAUGUAGAAAAACAUAGAGAGUAAUUACGAAAUCCAAAUGUUCCACGAUGGAACCCAAAGGACACCUCAGUGUUUACUCGGUAGUGACUUCCUCACCCCGAAAAGCAUCCGAAUCGUGAUCGUCCACACAAAUACCUGUUCCCUUCUACAGGUCAGCAACAAAGUGAACUCCACCGGAUUACUUCCAAUUUCCACACGUGGAUUGCAGUGACAGACACAGUUAUUGUUUCUCAUCCAUCGAUAGAGAAACUAGCAGGCUGGUGUCUCUCUCCCUUCUCUCUCGCUCGCUUUCUCCCUCCUUCUUCGACUGACUUCGACUGCCCUCUUCGACAACAUCAUUACGUCCUUUAUCUUCUGUUGAAGUAAGCACGCCCCACACACACACACACACACACACACACACACACACACACGCACGCUCACACCCCCAAACACAACUAACUCUAUCUUAAAGGGACAUUCACCGAGUCCCACCGGUCUAAAUGCCUCUUAAAUGUUGCUGUUGUAUCUGCUUCCAGCACCGCCCUUGGCAGCACGUUCCAGGCACCAACCAUUCUCUGUGUGAAAAAACUUGCCUCAUGAAUCUCCUUUAAAACUUCUCCUCUCAAAUUAUGCCUCUGCCCUGUCGUAUUUGACAUUCCCACCCUGAGGGAAAACGACUCUGUCUGUCGAUCCCGUCUGUGCCAAUUGUUGUUGUUGACUGUUUCCUCCACAACUGAAGCACUGCGUUCCCUGACUUCUGUUCCUUGUGAUCCCCUCCGUCUGCUGAUGCUCCCUCCCUGGUGAGGAGACAGGAAAUCACCUCAAGGGGGUGUGGACCGGAGUAAUUCUCCACAACUGCCGUUGGACAGGGGGGAGCACUGAGUGUGCUCUUGGCAUCUGUUGGCACAUUCGGUCCCGACCGGGUGAAAGCAGAGAGCUGAGAGCGAAUAACUGGACCAAUCCCCCCACCUGCUGGCUGCACAGAGAAAUGCACCUCCUGCUUCCCGAGCGGUCUCCCACAGCUGAGGAUGACUCGCUUCCACUCCAGCGCUGAGGUGAUUGAUGAGGCCAAGGUCACAAAUCCCGUGGGUGGCCGGGCAGCAGUGAUCCCUGUCGUCCUUAAUCUUCUGAGACACAGACCACAACCUAGUGCAGGAGUCUGGAAGCAUGAAAGAGAUACCAGCGUUAAUCUUGGAUCUCAUAAAUAAAGGCACAAAGUACAAACGCAGGAAGUUAUGUCAAAUCUGUAUAAGACACAGGUCAGGUUAGGCCCCAACUGGACAACGGCGUCUAUUUCUGGUCACCAAAAUGAAGGAAUGAAGUGAAAGUCCCAGAAAGGGUGCAGAAGAUAUUUACUGGAAUGGUUUCUGGGACGAACAGGUUCGGGUCCAGGCUGAGACUGGAGCAGCGGGAGCUGGGUCUCCUUGGAGCAGAGAGGUUGAGCGGGGAGUUGACAGAGUGUCCAAGGUCGGGUCUGGUUUGGAGAGUGGCAAUAGAGGGAAGCUGUUUCCGUCCUUGGGAGGUUCAAUGUGACACAGGUUUGAAGAGAUAACAAGCGGAGAAGGAGGGAAAAUGCAUUUUCAACGCCGCGGGGGUGGGUGACGUGCAGCCAAUUAGGCUUCCGACAGGGAAUUGCACAAUUUCAAUGUUCCUGAUCAACAGACAAAGUGAAUUCGGGAUAUUAAUAACUGUACAGCCAGCAAAGGAACCAUCGUGAAAGUGACACAAACCGAUAGCAUCUUCACCUGUGAACAGACUGGAGUGAAUGUUGCAGCAACUUUCAACAUCCCUGAGACAAAUGAUGCGCUGUGUCUCCAAAUGUCGUUUGAGUUGAGGCCAGUUGCAAUAGGGGCGAGAGCUCAGAUGGAUAUUAAAAUCAAUUUCAGUUUUAUUUUUUAACACCGAUGAGGCGGGAGAGAGGUCUUCGUCCGUCCGUCCUGAUCCCGGGCUCCGAACGGAGAUACGGGUGACAGGUUCCACUGCCGAACAGGUGCAACAUCUCGACAGAAACACCUGAGGUCUCGUUGACGCCGGGCCCUGUCCCUUUUUGUCUUUUCACAGACUGUUCCAACCCCUUCUUUUGGUUUCAGCUCUGUCCAGGCUUAUUUAAUGUCUUACUGACCCCUCCUUCAUGUGAGUUGAGUUGGAAGUGGCCCGGAUACAUUCACACUGGACACUUGCAGCAACAUGACGUUCAUUCCCUGAGACUGCAGCGUGUGUGGUGGACAAUCGCGGUACUGCAGGGGUUCAGCAGCUCCCCGAGAGUGAAAGGACUGUGAAUCAGGAAGUGCAGGGAGUUAACAUGGCUUCGAAAGGCCAGGUCGAGAGUUUAACCGAGGAGGCAAUUUGUGCCAUCUGCCUGGAUUUCUUCACCGAUCCGGUGUCACUGGAGUGUGGACACACCUUCUGCCGCUCCUGUAUCACACGGUGUUGGGAAAGGGAGGAGAGAAACUCCUGCCCGGAAUGUAGAGAGGAGUUUGCGGACCGCACCCUCAGGGUAAAUCGGGCCUUAGCAAGACUGUCUGAGAAACUUCAAAAUUUAAACUUGAAUCCGAAAGAGAAGGAAAGUAAACUUCACUGCGAGGAACAUGAGGAAGAACUGAAGCUGUUUUGUGAAACGGACAAGAAACUGAUCUGUGUGAUCUGUGCGGCUGCGCGGGAACACAAGUCUCACAACUUCAUGCCGGUUAAAGAAGCUGUUGAAAUCUACAAGGAUCAGGUUAAAUCUUCCUUGGAAUCUCUCACAGAAAAGAAAUCAGUGGUCCAGGAAAUGGAGCAGCAACAGAAAGAGAAGAUCUCCGGAGUUCGGGAACAGUCACACAGCCUUCAGUCCCACAUCACAUCCCAAUUUGCUGAACUGCACCAGAUUCUUACUGAGAAAGAGCAGCGCUUACUCAGAGAUCUCAGGGAAGAAGAGGAGAGGAUUCUAAAUGCAAUGGAGAAAAAUCUUCGAGAGAUUCAAGAGCAUUUAACUUCUAUUCAGGAGGAUCUCUCAGAUUUACAGGAACGGAUGGAACAAGGGGACAGCAUGAUAUUCCUCAAGGAGGAAGUUCGUCGAAAGAGGAGGAUUAGUGAUGAUCACCAUACAUUGUCAGUGACUGAUGCUGUCCUGCCGGUUGAAAAAUUCGAUCACCCCAUUUUGUUCAACACAGCGUUGAGAAAAAUAUUUGACACAAUUCAGCAAGCAUCGAUAUCUACAGUCUCCGUGACCCUGGAUGUGGAAACGGCGGGUCCGCGGCUCGAGGUGUCUGAGGAUCGGAGGAGUGUGAGAUGGACCGGGACCCGGAGGAGUCUCCCCGACACCGGGAAGAGGUUCACAGUCCGGUCCUGUGUGCUGGGAUCGGAGGGAUUCACAUCGGGGAGACAUUACUGGGAGGUGAAGGUGGCGGGGAAUCGGGGCUGGAGUCUGGGAGUCGCCGCAGAGUCUGUGGAGAGGAAGGGAGGGGUCGGACUGAUCCCAGAGAACGGAUUCUGGAUCAUCGUGCGGGCUGGUGACGAGUUUUAUGUGAACACCUCCCCUCCAUCCCCUCUCCCUGCUGGUCCCAUCCCCGGGAGGGUGGGAGUUUAUCUCAGUUACGGGUCCGGGACAGUUUCAUUUUACAGCGCAGACACCAAGUCCCAUCUCCACACCUUCACUGGGAAUAAAUUCACGGAGAAACUUUAUCCUUUCUUCGGGACUGGGGAUGGAAACCAGUGGCUGAGAAUCUGCUCCGGUUCCGCUCCGGGUCUGUAACCGGGUCGGGUCCCGGGACCGGCGUCAGGAGGAAGUCAGUGUAAAUAUAAAUGUGAGGAGAGUGAAAUAAACACGAAUUGACAUUAGAACUGUCGACCCAUUAAUUU